AUGGGCAACCGCUCUGGUUUGGGGAGCAUUUGCGCAGAGCGCACCUCGCUGCUCCGUCCCGAAAAUGCCGAUAACUCCUCCCAAGAACAAGGCUCGCCAUCUUCGCCAUCAGAUGAACGAGUCAUUCUGGUGCAAGACAUCUCCUUCACUCGACUGGCCCUGAUCAUGGGAACGGUCUGGAUCGGCGUGUUCCUCAUGGCGCUCGAUGCAACCAUUGUCGCGACCCUUUCCGCUCCGAUUUCAAGCGACUUCAAGUCGCUGAGCAUGCUCUCAUGGCUCGCCACUGCGUACCUCAUUUCGAGCGCUGCUGUCUUGCCCAUCGCUGGGCGACUCACCGACGUCUUCGGCCGCGCGCCAGGCCUGGUGCUCAGCAACAUUGUUUUCGCCUCGGGCAAUCUGAUCUGCGGUACUGCCACGGAUAAAUAUACCAUGUUUCUUGGUCGAUCAAUUGCUGGUUUUGGAGGCGGUGGCCUGCGAAGCAUACAGAACUUCUUGGCUUCGGACUUGGUGCCUCUGCGCCAACGAGGCCUCACGCAAGGUAUUGCCAACCUCUGCUACGGCUGCGGUGCAAUGCUUGGAGGCGUCAUAGGAGGAUAUAUCAAUGAUAAUUCCGUCUUAAGAUGGAGAAUGGCGUUUCUCGUCCAAGUUCCGGUUUCGCUCUUCUCUGCGGUGGCCGUGUUCAUUCUUGUCAAGGUUCCUCCGAAGCAAUCGGAGAAGUCAUACUUGUCUCGCAUUGACUUUAUCGGCGUGUUCUUGAGUUGCUCUUUCACAGUGCUCAUGCUUUUGGGCUUAAACUCGGGUGGCAACCUGGUGUCAUGGACACAUCCUCUUCCACUUGUUACCAUGCCCGUUUCAGUCUUAUUAUUUGUUGCCUUCAUUUGGUGGGAGACUAAAGCUGUGCAACUAAUCAUGCCUGUCAUGGUUUUGCUCAAUCGCACAAUUCUCUCUGCCGCGUCCACCAAUUUCUUCACAGACAUGGUCAUCAUGUCCUCUUUAUUUUAUGUGCCUUUGUUUCUGCAGGUCAUGGGCUACUCUGCUACAAGUGCUGGUCGCAUGAUCUUGCCUUCACCUAUCGGCGACUCUGUCAGUGCACUUUUAGCGGGUUACGUCAUGAGGCGUACAGGAAAGUAUAUCGGGCUCUGUAUUCCCGGUAUGGCCCUUUUGGUGGCUGCGGCAGUGCUGUUUUCUCUACAGACAAACGACAGUCCAGCUUGGUACAGCAGCGUGGGAUUUCUGUGCCUAGGAAGCAGCUAUGGAAUCAUGCUCACGACCACGCAAGUAGCCUGUGUCGCUGCUGUCGACCAUUCGCAGCAAGCAGUCGUCAGUUCAGCUAUAUUCUUUUUCCGGAGUCUGGGAAGCACUUUGGGUGUUACCAUGGCUUCAGUCAUCUACCAAAAUACUCUCCAGAACUCGCUGUGGUCGCGUUUCGGAGACUGGCCCGGCGCAGCCGAAGAAAUAGAACGAAUCAGAAGCAAUUUGGAGGAGCUAGGGCGUCUCCCGGAUGGGUGGUAUGAGGGAGUCAUACAGUCGUUUGAGGAGGCUUUCCGCGGGGUGUGGCGUAUGCUGCUCACGCUGGCAAUCUUAGCAUUCUUUUGCAUCUUGCCAAUGAAGCAGCACACGCUUCAUUUCCGUCUAAGCAGAGACUGA
Molecule: messenger RNA, 1647 nt
Organism: Akanthomyces muscarius
Lineage: Eukaryota; Fungi; Ascomycota; Sordariomycetes; Hypocreales; Cordycipitaceae
Exons: 2
Coding region: 1-1647 (548 amino acids)
Biological process (GO): basic amino acid transport; transmembrane transport
Cellular component (GO): fungal-type vacuole membrane
Molecular function (GO): basic amino acid transmembrane transporter activity
Source: RefSeq, a predicted model, not a curated record